AUGCCAGAACCUGCCGACAAGGAGGUUAAGGCUCCCGAUCAGCUAGCUGCCUCCGUUCAACCCAACGAUGCCACAGAGGCAGUUGGAGGCCCGGCCACCCUCGGCUCAGAGCAUGACGAAAGGAUCGAGGAAAGGAAGAGCUCGAGUGACGAAGAUGAGAAGGCUAAAAGGGCCAAGCUCCAGCGGUCGGCUAGCCAUGCCACCGAUGCCAGUGCGACCACCACUGCUUCAAGACCACAACCUCCUGAAAAGAAGCCGUGGUACAAAACACCAAAUCCGUUGCGGUGGGGCUCUACACCACCAGUACCCAAAGAACGCGGAGAAUCUAGAGAGUAUCACGCUGGUUUCUUUAGUCUGUUGAUAUUCCACUGGAUGGGACCGCUAAUGAACGUUGGCUACAAGCGACAAUUGGAGCACAAUGAUCUAUGGCACGUCAAUCCGGAUCGCACAGCCGAGAAAUUGUCGUUGAAGCUCCAGGCUUCGUUUGAGAAGCGCGUCAAAAAGGGGGAGAAGUAUCCUCUGUUAUGGGCCAUGCAUGAGACCUUUUUCUUUGAAUUCUGGCUCGGUGGUAUGCUCCAGGUCAUGUCAACAGUCUUCCAGGUCUUGUCCCCCUUCACGCUGCGCUUCCUCAUCCAGUUCGCCAACGAUGCCUGGGAUGCCACACGUAGCGACUCGCCACCUCCUCCGAUCGGCCACGGCAUCGGCCUUGUCCUUGGCGUGACUUUCAUGCAGGUUUUCCAGAGUUUGGGCACGAAUCACUUCAUUUAUCGUGGCAUGAUCGUUGGAGGCCAGGCUCGAGCUGUACUCAUUAGGCCGGGGAUCUCGGGCGACGGCACUGGCUGGGGCAACGGCCGCAUCGUCAACCUGAUGAGCGUUGACACGUACCGCAUCGACCAAGCCUCGGCCCUCUUUCACAUGAUAUGGACAGCCCCCAUAUCCAUCCUCGUCACCUUGGCUCUUCUAGUCGUAAAUCUGAGUUACAGCGCAUUGGCUGGCUUCGCACUGCUUGUCGUCGGCAUUCCUCUCCUCACCAGAGCCAUCAGAAGCCUGUUCAGAAGGCGCAAGGCCAUCAACAAAAUUACCGAUCAGAGAGUCAGUCUCACUCAGGAAGUACUAUCCUCGGUUCGGUUUGUCAAAUACUUCGGCUGGGAGACUGCGUUCCUCGAUCGUCUCAAGGAGAUUCGCAAGCGCGAGAUUUACAGCAUCCAGAUCCUCCUGGCGAUCCGAAACGCAAUCAACGCCGUUAGCAUGUCAUUGCCCAUCUUCGCUUCCAUGUUGGCGUUCAUCACAUACUCUCUCACGAACAACAACAUGAAUCCCGCCGAAGUUUUCUCCUCUUUGGCGCUCUUCAAUGGUCUGAGAAUGCCCCUGAACCUGCUACCUCUAGUUCUUGGGCAAGUUGUCGAUGCGUGGUCAUCCGUCAAGCGUAUUCAGGAGUUCCUGCUCGCGGAAGAACAAGAGGAGGAUGUUGUGCGGAAGCCUGACGGCAAGCAUGCUCUAGAGAUGCACGGCGCUGAUUUUACCUGGGAGAGGACGCCUUCUCAAGACGCCGACAAGGUUGCCGAUGCCACGAAAAGUGCCAAGGACACCAAAACAACCAGCGAGACUGAGAAAUCUGGACAGCGGCCACCGUCUGCAGGCGACAGUUCAGGCGGUAGUACUCUUAUCGAAGAAGAGCGAGAGCCAUUCAAGCUACGAGGCAUGGACUUUAAGAUUCAUCGCAAUGAGCUGGUUGCGGUCAUUGGGACCGUGGGCAGCGGUAAAAGCUCUCUUCUUGCUGCUUUGGCAGGCGACAUGAGGAAAACGUCAGGUGAGGUCGUCUUGGGCGCGUCGAGAGCUUUUUGCCCUCAGUACGCGUGGAUUCAGAAUGCGACUGUCAGGGAUAAUAUCCUUUUCGGAAAAGACAUGAACAGGGAGUGGUAUAACGAGGUCAUCGAUGCGUGCGCUCUUCGCCCGGAUCUUGAAAUGCUGCCCAACGGUGACAAGACAGAAAUCGGGGAGCGAGGCAUCACCAUCUCUGGCGGCCAGAAGCAGCGCCUAAACAUCGCCAGGGCAAUCUAUUACGACUCAGACAUUGUUCUCAUGGACGACCCCCUCAGUGCUGUUGACGCUCACGUUGGACGCCACAUCUUCGACAGCGCCAUUCUUGGAUUAUUGAAAGACAAGUGCCGCAUUCUCGCCACGCAUCAACUUUGGGUACUCAACCGAGUCGAUCGAAUUAUCUGGAUGGAGGGUGGCAAAAUCAUGGCUGUGGACACUUUCGACAACUUAAUGAAGAAUUACGAGAGCUUCCGGCAACUGAUGGAAACGACCGCAGUCGAAGAGACCAGUGAGGCCACUCCUCAGACUAAUGAGCCAGUAGCCACGAGCGGCGGCAAGAAAAAGAAGAGUGCUGCGUUGAUGCAGCAAGAAGAAAAGGCUGUAUCGAGUGUGCCUUGGUCGGUUUAUAACGCUUACAUUCGCGCGUCGGGCUCGAUCUUCAACGCCCCCCUGGUCUUGUUUCUAUUGGCCCUCUCAUUAGGAGCCAACCUCAUGACUGGUCUGUGGCUAUCCUACUGGACCAGCGACAAGUAUGGCAUGACGACAGGCGCCUACAUUGGCAUCUAUGCUGCGCUUGGCGUUCUUCAAGCAUUGCUCAUGUUUGGCUUUUCAAUCUGUCUCUCCAUCUUCGGCACAGCAUCCAGUCGAGUCAUGCUUCGCCAGGCUGUCACAAGAGCAUUACGAGCACCUAUGUCCUUUUUUGACACGACACCCCUGGGGCGAAUCACCAAUCGCUUCUCGAGGGAUGUGGAUGUCAUGGACAAUACGCUGACGGAUGCCAUGAGGAUGUACUUUCUCACGCUCGGCAUGAUCAUAUCCGUUUUUGCACUCAUCAUCGCUUUCUUCCCCUGGUUUGCCAUCGCACUGGUACCCUUAUUCUUCAUGUUCAUCUUUGCCGCAGCCUACUACCGCGCAUCAGCUCGAGAGGUCAAGCGUUUCGAGUCGGUCCUGCGGUCGACCGUUUUCGCCAAAUUCAGCGAAGGGCUUAGUGGCGUGGCUAGUAUUCGGGCAUACGGCCUGAAGCAGCACUUCAUCGAGGAUCUUCGCAACUCUAUCGACGAGAUGAAUACCGCGUACUACCUUACCUUCUCAAACCAACGGUGGCUAUCAGUGCGGCUUGAUGCGAUCGGUAAUCUGCUUGUUUUGACCGUAGGGAUCCUUGUCGUUACCUCACGGUUCAGCGUCUCUCCAAGCAUUGGCGGUCUAGUAUUGAGCUACAUCUUGGGCAUUGUUCAGAUGAUUCAGUUCACUGUACGUCAGCUUGCUGAGGUGGAGAAUGGAAUGAAUGCCGUAGAGCGGCUGCAGUACUAUGGGACUCAGUUGGAAGAAGAGGCGCCUCUACACACGAUCGAGGUGCGGCCCACGUGGCCAGAGAAGGGAGAGAUCAUCUUUGACAACGUUGAGAUGCGCUAUCGCGCCCAGCUGCCGCUCGUGUUGUCGGGAUUGUCGAUGCAUGUUGCGGGUGGAGAGCGAGUGGGCAUAGUGGGGAGGACGGGAGCAGGCAAGAGCUCUAUCAUGUCGACCCUGUUCCGGCUCGUAGAGCUGUCUGGCGGCCACAUCAUUAUCGAUGGCAUCGAUAUCUCUACCAUCGGGCUCCACGAUCUGCGAUCCCGCCUCGCCAUCAUCCCGCAGGACCCAACCCUGUUCCGCGGCACCGUGCGCUCAAACCUCGAUCCCUUUCAUGAGCACACGGAUUUGGAGCUGUGGUCAGCUCUGCGACAGGCUGAUCUUGUACCGGCUGACGCCCGUCCCGAUGAGCCGCGGACCAAAGACUCCCCACGUGUGCACCUCGACAUGGUUGUCGAGGAGGAUGGCCUCAACUUCUCCCUCGGCCAGCGACAGCUCAUGGCAUUAGCUCGCGCUCUUGUUCGCGGUGCCCGUAUCAUUGUCUGUGACGAGGCUACAAGCUCUGUCGAUAUGGAGACGGACGACAAGAUCCAGAAUACCAUCGCAACGGGCUUCCGUGGGCGCACGCUCCUCUGCAUUGCUCACCGGCUGCGCACCAUCAUUGGCUACGAUCGCAUCUGCGUUAUGGACGCCGGACGCAUCGCAGAACUCGGAACACCGCUUGAGCUUUGGCAGCGGGAUGGGAUAUUCAGAGGCAUGUGCGAUCGAAGCGGCAUACGCGUCGAGGACAUUAAAAGCGCCAGCGCCGAGAUGGGCACGGCUCAUGAGGCGGGCGUUGAGUCGCCCGAGGCUGGGAAGAAGGAAGAAAACAUCUGA
Verticillium dahliae VdLs.17 is the source of this 4263-nucleotide messenger RNA. RefSeq names its product ATP-binding cassette transporter protein. The coding region runs from base 1 to 4263 and encodes 1420 amino acids. The record is from RefSeq and is a predicted model, not a curated record. The transcript has 4 exons. Lineage: Eukaryota; Fungi; Ascomycota; Sordariomycetes; Glomerellales; Plectosphaerellaceae. Gene Ontology annotation, biological process: transmembrane transport. Gene Ontology annotation, molecular function: ATP binding; ABC-type transporter activity; ATP hydrolysis activity. Gene Ontology annotation, cellular component: membrane.